GAUCGGUAAUUGUACACACAACCUCCACCUCUACACAACUGUCUUUCCUGAAGGUGACGAAACUCAACUGACAACUGACUUUGCUCACUUGUUGGAAGAACAUCGAGUUGUUGGAAGAACAUCGAGUUGUUGGAAGCCUCUUGCAAACCCGGAACAUUUCCACCCCACAUUUGUCGGGUCCCUGAUCACCAUGAAGACAACACUGCUGCUCUCUGUACUGUGCGCUGUCAUGGCGGUCGCUGCAUCUGCAUCCUGCGGAACUGAGACCUGUGCUAAUGAUGAGUAUUGUAACAAUAGUACUGCCUGCCAGUGCAAUACAACUCUCUAUAAAAAUGCAGGAAGUCUUCCAUCUUCAAAUUUUACAUGUAAUGGAGCAAAUUUCAAUAUCCAAGUGUCAAAAUGUUGGUUGGAAGCACACGGUUAUAAUACGUCCAAUGUGAGGCUGAACAGCACCACCUCCAAUUGUUGGGCAGCAAGGGAGGUUGUGAAUGGAAUAUCGGAGAUGACCCUUCAUCGUCCAUUGAUAACCUCUGACUGUAACACUGAAGCUGUGAUGAAUGCGACCCAUGUCACCUACACAAACCAGCUGUAUAUGCUGGCCAAGACGAAACCAAUCCAAACAAUAAAUUACGCUGUCAUGAAUGUUUCCUGCUCUUACGCGUUGCGUUUGAAUGCGAGUCUUAAUAUGACCCUGCACCCAAUACUGGGGAUCACAAUAAUACCCAGUUCUAUAGCGAAUGGAACGUAUACAGUCUACAUGGUGGCCUAUACAGAUAACACAUAUGUGACCCCUCUCACCGAAUCUUCCCCCUUGUAUGUGGAGGAUACCAUCUACAUCUCAGUGUUCAUACCAGAUCUGACCGCCAACGCCUAUAAUCUCAAAGUCGUGAAUCUGUAUGCCUCUCCUGACAAUUCAAGCUCCCUCCAGUACUAUCUUCUUCAGAACGAGUGCCCCGCUAGCGGCGUAGGUGCCGGCCUCCUAACAGUGAACAACAAUGGAGCCGGACUUGAAGCCCGGUUUGCUAUGAAAGUCUUCCAGAUUGCCAAUUCUAACAACGUCUACCUCUUUGCGGACGUUGCGAUCUGCGUUGGUAGUUGUAACUUGACCUGCAGCUCUCAAUCCAAAUCAGGUGAUUCCCAGGACAUUGCAGGAAGGGUCGGUCUCUUUUUGAAUGCAGCUGAUGGCGCUUUUGAAAUCAGUUCUGCAAGCAGUUCCUCCAUGCCUUGGACUUUGUCUGCUCUGAUCUUCUCCUGGAUCUUGAUGAAACUGAUGUAAUCCCUCCGAGAACCGACCAUCCCGACACCAUGAGACUUUGUCAUAUCCUCGCCCCCAAUGCUCUCAGCAGAGAGAAGUUAUGAAGGAAUCUUGUAUCUAAUUAUUUUUCUGUGGACGGUGUUGGCUGCAUCAUAUAUAACGCUUCCUAAGAUCACCUUCCUGCGGGGCGUCCCGAUUAUCUCUCAUUUUAUAAAGUGCUUUUUUGGCUUAGAGGUGCCUGUUUUAUACCUGAGCAAUAUAUAUUAUUGUAUUUAUUUUGGGGUAAUGGAGUAGAAAACAUAUCGAUAUUUUGUAUCACUGGAGAGCGCACCCUGUACUUCUUUUACAUAUAAUAAACUGCAACGCAAUA
This is a messenger RNA of Rana temporaria (common frog), 1625 nucleotides long. Its product is annotated as uromodulin-like. The record is from RefSeq and is a predicted model, not a curated record. Gene Ontology annotation, cellular component: apical plasma membrane; cell surface. Bases 191 to 1276 code for a protein of 361 amino acids. Lineage: Eukaryota; Metazoa; Chordata; Amphibia; Anura; Ranidae. Gene Ontology annotation, biological process: neutrophil migration. The transcript is spliced from 10 exons.